Salvelinus fontinalis (brook trout) is the source of this 1440-nucleotide messenger RNA. It is a transcript of the gene commd10, whose product is annotated as COMM domain containing 10. Bases 298 to 954 code for a protein of 218 amino acids. NCBI's taxonomy places the organism in Eukaryota, Metazoa, Chordata, Actinopteri, Salmoniformes, Salmonidae. The transcript has 8 exons. The record is from RefSeq and is a predicted model, not a curated record.
CUGCUUUUAUGCAGAUUUUUUUAUAUUUUUUUUUAUGUAAUUGUCAGUUCGUAAGCAAACCAGUAAUAUAUACCUUAUUGUUAAUUAUAACAGCAUAGAUUACAAUGUAAUAUUACAUUGAUUUGGUAUUUGUGUGUAAUAAAGUGGUUUAGAAAAUGAACGCGCUGAGUGCGCAAUGUAAAUGGUCGCGAAUGCAGCGUUUCAUAACAGGAAGAGAAAAUAAGGAUUCCUGCUGUUGCAUUUUGUAGUGACAGAUUUAAACGAAUAAUAUAUUUGUUCAACAUACAGAAGACCGUGAUGGCUGCCAUAAUCACAGAAACACAAAGCAUAAAAGAAGCAGUAACUUCCAUCAACACAAUUGAACUGAAUAAAUUCUCCAGACUACUUUCACGAAUUCUGCAGAAACUUCACCUGAAGGAAGAGCGCACGUUCAGUGAGGAGGAAGAACAGAAACUGCAGAGUGCUUUGUCAUUGGACAAGCAGAAUCUCAGUCUGGUGCUGGAUACAACUGCCUUCAUUCUAGAACAGGCUGUCUAUCAUAAUGUGAAGCCUGCAUCCCUGAAGCAGCAGCUGGAGAAGAUCCAUCUUUCCCCAGAGAAGGCGGAGGCCUUCUGCCAGGUCUGGACCGCUGUCUGCCCAGAUGUUGUGGAGAAGGUCAGGCAGAGGAUUUUUGCUCCCAAAAAGCUGGAACAUGUCGGAUGGCAACUCAACCUUCAGAUGGGCACGUCCACCCGAGCCAAGUUGAAGGAUCCACAUGCAGUGCUGGAGCUCGGUGUCAGAAAUGAGGAUUCUGAGAUACUGCGACCUGUAUGCCCUAGUCGGCUGGCCCUCGCUACAUGUUCGUCGUCAGACCCACUGGCUCCAGGUCAUCUACAAGGCUAUGCUAGAGUGUGGUGGAGAAAGUGUUUGUGGAGUUCAGCCACCAGGAGUUACUUCACUUCUACAACCAGCUAGAGACAGUUCAAGCCCAGUUGGACUCCCUCACCUGAUGCGGGUGCCAUUCUAUUUUCAUAUGAUGACAGCUAUGGAAGAAGCAGUGUUGUCAUUAAAAUUCCCCAUGCACACUGACAGGACACCUAUCAUAACAAUGUGAUGGUAUAAUGAGGGAGAUCUCACAUUUCCCUGUUUGUUGUGUGUGUGUGUGUGUGUGUGUGUGUGUGUGUGUGUGUGUGUGUGUGUGUGUGUGUGUGUGUGUGUGUGUGUGUGUGUGUGUGUGUAUAACUGUAAUCCAACUACAUUUCAUCCUUCAAUUAAACUAUUUUUCUACCUGUGUUUUCCGAUGUGCAACAUGAAUGUUGUUGAAAUUCAGGCAAUGUUAUUUUUAGGAAUGUUUCUAUAUGAAUGCUGAUGAAAUGUUACUAAUGUACAAACACAAAACAUGAUAUCAUGUAUAUGUAAUCUAAAGCACUAGAGGAAUAUAAAAAUGUUGUAAUCUGAAAA